Messenger RNA from Vavraia culicis subsp. floridensis, 5923 nucleotides. RefSeq lists its product as uncharacterized. The coding region runs from base 179 to 5479 and encodes 1766 amino acids. The transcript has a single exon. Gene Ontology annotation, cellular component: nucleus. Gene Ontology annotation, molecular function: DNA binding; ATP-dependent chromatin remodeler activity; ATP binding. Lineage: Eukaryota; Fungi; Microsporidia; Pleistophoridae. The record is from RefSeq and is a predicted model, not a curated record.
CACAAAACAACACAACCAUCAAAAAGGAUAAAUUUAAUUCAUUCCACACAAAACAAAACACUCUUCACCGAUCAACCGCAUUUUCACACCCCCCCAUCCACAAAAAUAAUUCCGAGUAAAUUAACAAAUUCAACCCUUUAAAUACCAAAAUUUUUAUCAAACCAUCAAAAAAAGAAACAUGCGAAAGGAUGAUACGAGCGAUGAGAGCACAGAUAGAGCAAGUAGCCGUGCGUUGCAGCUUAUGAAACGGAUCGAAAGUGUUGGUAAUGGCUGGUUGCGGCAGCAUUAUGUUAGGGAGUUGGGGGAGGUGCUGGUCGAGGGAGUGUGUGAAUGUGAGGAUGUUAAGGGUGUAAUUGAUCAGAUUGAGGGCGAGGAGCGAGAAAUGAAUGGGGCUGACCAGGAAAUGAAUGAGGUGGAUGAAAGUGCAGCAACGAACAAAGAUGCAAGGCUAAGAGCAAAGCAGAAGACCGGAACAGAAGGCGCAACGAAUGAAGAUGCAAGGCUAAGAGCAAAGCAGAAGACCGGAACAGAAGACGCGAAGUCAAGGGCAAGGCAAGGAUCGCAGCAGAGAAAUAAACCAAGAAGAAGCAGCACGGCCCAGAACACAAAACAAGAAAGCGUGCAGGAGGAUGAGCAAGAAUUGAACAGCAAAGAGCAAAACGGUCCAAUCACCAAACCAUCAACCAACAGAGUGCUGCUCACCUUCCUCAAACUAAUCCACACACUCUCCAAAGAUCCCAAGCAAGAAAAGCGUACGUGUGCACAUCUGCUUGCGCACCACCUGCCCUGUCUCAUAAAACUUGCCGUGCCAGCGUUCACAGUGCACAAGCCCACGGAUGCGCCGUUGUACAGCACCGACCAGCACAAUUACUACGCAGCCGAGCAGCUCAAGAUUUCUGAUCAGAAGCGGAUGAUCAGAAAGACACUGGGGAUGGAAACCGAUAUGGUGAGGAAGGACAUCGUAGUUGAGAACGAUAUACGGAUGGAGAGGAUGGAGGUGGUUAAGAGGCGGAAGCGCAUUGAUAGGAGGGUUGAGGAUGUGUGCACGUUUUUUGAGUGCUUGGAGAGCGGAAUGGUAGAAAUGGAUUGGAAGGAGCGGGAGGGGUGCUUUUCGGUGUAUUGCGGGAUAUUUGAGGGUAUGAGGGUGCGCGUGGAUGAGUGUUGCGGAGAGAAUGGCGCUAGUGCCGAUGUUAACAGCGGGUGCAUUUAUUCCGCCAAUGGCACGGUUGAUGGUACCGCCGGCAGUACCUGGUCCGGUAACGCUCGUCUCGACCCCGGCACCAACACCUGCACCCCUACGAGUGCACUGCCAUACACCCACGCAAUCUCAUCGUCCCUCCUACAAACAACCGUAAACAUUCUCUACAACGAUAAAUUCUCAGACUAUCAAUCGGACCGCACAUCACUUCCAGUAAGACAGGCAGCAGCACAUCUGCUGUCCUUCAUCUACCAAAAAGAUGUGCUUGACCAGCUGUUCAUGUUCCUAGAUCAUCCCGAUUGGGAGGUGCAGUGCAGCGCACUGCUAGCGCUCAAAAGCGUACAGGAGUACCUGAGCGCGACAGACAAGAAGGACGUAGCACUGUUCCUGCUCACGCUGCUGGAGAGUGAGGAUGAGGAUGUAAAGUACAUGGCGGCCGAUAUGCUCGUGCAUUUCAGGGAUGUGGUAGGAGAUGUGAGGGUCAAGAUGGUUGUUGAUGAGGGUGUAAGUAGGCUGGGCAUUGUUAGAAUGAUGGAGUGCUACUGUGUGAGAGUGGAUGAUGGGCUGAGUGUGGAUGGGUGUUUUAGGAGUGAGAUGGUUGAGCUUAGGGUUGCUGUGCUUAGGUACCUUUGUACGAUGUUUAGAAGGGGGCUGGUGUAUGAUAGUGGUAGGGGGAGUGAUGUUGUUAGUGUAGGAAGUGAGGAUAGGAUGGGUAAGGGGGAUAAGAAGGGUACGGGCGGGAGCGAAAGCAGAAAUGAGGGCAAGAGCAGAAAUGAGGGCAAGAGCAGGAAUGAGAGCAAGAGCAGGAAUGAGAGCAAGAGCAGGAAUGAGGGCAAGAGCAGGAAUGAGGGCAAGAGCAGGAAUGAGGGCAAGAGCAGGAAUGAGGGCAAGAGCAGGAAUACAAAUAACAGCAAUGAAGCACCGCCUGGUAUCACAAUCCAUCACCACUACACACACUUCAUAAAUCUUCUCAUUCAAAACCUACUCGUAGAAGAAACUCAAUCACUAACAUUCCUUACCUUCCACAUUCUCGCGUACUACCCCAUCAACCACGUAGCAUCAUACGCACCGCUGACACUCAAACCGUUGAACUACGUGUUUAAAAACACCGAUUUUAAGAACACCUUGGAAAUGAUCGAUAACUCGUUUUUUAAGGGAGGGGUUGAAAGUAUGGGAAGGGAGAAGGUGCUGGGGAUGAGGAUGCGGUAUUUUAUGUAUUUUAUUUAUUUUGAGGUGAGGAUGGGCAUGGAGAGGGAGUGCGAGGAUGAGCGUGAUCUUAUGCGCUAUGGGACACGUUACGGCAGGUGUAGGGAUGGAAAUGAUUGUAGUGAGGAUGGUAGUGAGGAUGAUAAUAUUAAUAAUAAUAGCAACAUUGGCACGGUAAUAGGUAACAUUUCGUUUUCAGAUGCACCGUUCACCGUCAUACAAGCAUUCCUCCUUUCUGUCCUGUACAAAACAACGUACCGCUCCGCAAAAGUACCGUUCACUACCCCCCAGAUCAAGCAAAACGAAUGGAACGAAAAACUGAAGUGCCCUUCCCAGCAGAGCGUAUUUCACGUGGUGAACGAACAUUUUUUGGAUUUGCUUAGGUACGCGUGUUUUAACGAAGACUGGUUUUAUAAUGAGUGGUUGGCUGUGGAGGAGAACGAUUCGGUGGUUUGGUGGUACGUUUACUUUUUGGUACGGGAUGGCAAGGGAUUGCUCUAUGGGGUUGAUGAGGACCCUGAAAAUGGGGCUGGUGGAAUUGAAAAGGGGGUAAAGAAUGCUGGCGAGGACCCAAAGAAUAAAAAUGGGAGCAGCACCGCUAAAAACGGGAACAGAAUCAAAAAAUGCAUAAAGGGCACGGGCAACAACGAAUGUGGUACGGCCGGCACGAUAGAUCUAGGUACCCUCCAGAGAAUGAACAUGUCCGUUCUAAUACCAUCCAUCAUACAACACGCCAAUGCCUCGUUCCUACGUUCCUUCUUCAAGCAUUUAAACACGAAUUUCUAUAAAAUUGAGAAUUACCAUGCAUUACUGCGCAACACGAGCAUACGCGUGCUGAGCAUCGUUGCUCAGCACAUAAAGGAGGAACGCAUCGUAUGCGACAGAAUAAUUGAGGAGCUGCACGAUGGUGAGGAUGGAAUGGAGGAGCUGGUACGGUUGGUUGAUCAGUACAUGUUUACAUCGUACGGUGAGCGUAUUGUUAAUGCGGUGCUGAGGAGAGGGCUCAACGUGAGGAUGGUGCGCGUGUUCGAGAAGGUACGGUUUAACGAAUGGUUUGUGCUUUUGGUACGGCCUUUACUGCGAUUUAUAAGUCUUAAGGACUCGUUUGGUGGCCCAGCUGGGGAUGGAAGGGCUGAUAAUGCUGAAGCAACGAAUACGUCACAUUCUGCAAACACGCCAUGCUCGGCAGAUAGCGUGUCAGAAACGGUCACCGCCGGUUACAAGCUGUUCUCUAACAUCGUGCCAUACAUACAGACCGUUAAAUCGCCACAUGUUCGUAUCGCAACGGAACUGUCCGUGCUGUCCGUUCUUACCAACCGUGCCAAAUUGCCUAAAAUUGAAAUACGCUCGUGUGUUACGUUGAGGAAGUACCAGGUCAAGGGUGUGUAUUGGUUGAACUUUCUUUAUUUGUUCGGUAUUAAUGGCAUACUGGCAGAUGAGAUGGGACUGGGAAAGACUGUGCAGGUGUUGGUGUUCCUAUUUUCUAAGAUUGAUGAAAUUGUGAGAAGGAGUAGGAGGAUUGAGGAUGGGGUUGAAGAUACGGUUGGAGUUGAGGAUGGGGUUGAAGAUACGGUUGGAGUUGAGGAUGGGGUUGAAGAUACGGUUGAGGAUCAAAUUACAAAUCAGAUCGAGGAUGCAUGUGUCAACACAAACAAUACUGAUAACGAAAAGAACGCUACCUUUAAAACAAGUAGUACUCAUCCUAGCACAUCGUUCCUUAUGAACCAUAAAAUACUCAUCGUGUGCCCGGGUUCAUUAACGGGUCAUUGGUGCAACGAAAUAAAAAAAAUAAGUAAAAAGUACGAGGGGCGUAUCUACACCAGGAAAGAGAAUGUGCUCUCAUUCAUAACAGUCAUAAGCUACGAUACGUACAGACACGCACACAAGGCAUUCGCAGACGAGGUGUUCUUCUACGUGGUGUUCGAUGAGGGGCACAUUCUGCGCAACGUGGAUACGGUGCUAUACCAGAAGAUAAGUGCACUACGUGCACUGAACAAGCUCAUACUGAGCGGUACACCCGUGCAGAACAGCAUAAACGAUCUGUUUGCGCUGUUCAACCUGUUGAUGCCGUGCUAUCUCGGUGAUAAGGAUGAGCUGAAGGAACGUGAAAGGAAUAUAAGAAAGGGAAAGGAUAAGAACUGUGGAGAAGAGGACGUAAGAAGAAUGGAGAAGGAGUUGCGGAUGGUUAGGAGAAGGGUUGGUCCGUUUGUGUUGAGGAGGUGCAAGAAGGACGUUGUGGUUGAUCUGCCCGAUAAGAUUGUUAAGGAUUUGGUUGUUGUAAUGGGUGAUGAGCAGAGGAAGGUGUACGACUGGUUAGUGAGUGCUGAUAGGGUUAGUACUGGGGACAGUGAGGAUGAAAGUGGUAGAAGAGGAAUUGUUGACAGUGGUACCGGGAAAAGAACAAAAAUAGAAAAAAGUAAUGGAGCGGUACCUACGUUGAAUACACCUGCUGACAGCACGGUUGAUAGUGCACCGAGUGCGGUGUCAUACAGGAAUAUAAGCGCGUUUAAAAAGGCUAAGGACCUGAUCAAGUGCUGUAGCAGUGCAUCGUACAUACGGGAGAAUGUCAAGCAGAGCUGUAAAAUGGAUGCGCUAAGGGACCUGUACGAUACCUUGAACCGGACAGACAGCAGAAUAUUGAUAUUCUGCCAGCUGAAGAAAAGUAUACGUCUGAUCAUCGACCAGCUGUCCUUAAAAAGCUAUCUGAUACUGGACGGGCAGACACGUGACAAAUCAAACGUGGUAAAGAAAUUUAUGACCGGUGAGUACAAAACACUGCUGCUGACAACGAGCACAGGUUCGCUCGGCCUGAACCUGUGCAUUGCUGACACCGUGAUAUUCUUUGAACACGAUUAUAACCCGUUCAACGAUUUGCAGGCAAUGGAUAGGGCACAUAGAAUAGGACAGAGAAGGACUGUCAGUGUGUACAGGUUGAUUGUUAAGGAUACGGUUGAGGAGCGGAUUAUGAAUCUGCAGGAAUUUAAGAAGUUUGUGGCUGGGAGUGUUAUUAAGAGGGGUACCGGUGAGUUUGGGGGUGAUGUCAGUGGCGAGAGCGGUGUAGAGGGGAUUUAUUAGGCGGUUGAGGGUGCGAAGAGGGAAUGGUGAAAAGGAGCAGUAGAGAGAACAAACCGCGUUCAUUAACAGUUAUUGAUGAGUUGCCAUCCCUGUGCAUCGCUACAUACGCUCUUGGUGCAUUUUGGGCCCUUCACCACGAUUGAUCAGCAGUGCUUGAUCAUUCUUUAAUAAAUGUCUUAGAAAUGAAGAGAGCGCUUAUUUACAGAAUUAUAUUUUGGUGUGCACCAUGCUUUGUAAUGGAAGGUUAGUGCAUGGUUAGGUGCGUAGAAGAGUGAAUUGCUGUUAUUUACCAUUGGAACGGUGUAAGAAUGGCAUUCUUCUUUGGAAGAAUAAAUGGUGUUCACCAUUUAAUGUUGAGGGAUUGUACCGUUGAAAUGUUUUAUUUUUGUGCCUUUGCUGCUUGGUAAUGGGAAUUGUACAGAGGGUGUGGUUAAAGGUAUUGUA